AUUUUAUCUUCCUUUGGAAAAAAACAAAAUUCAUUCCCCACUCACUGCUUUUUUCUACAGCCACACCCAAACCCAAACCCAACAACGAACAACAAAACAAAUCCACUCACUCCACACAUCUUUUUCAGUUUCGCUCGUACUUCUUCCUCGUAACUCUCACCCUCAUCACCGCAACCCUAGUUCGAUCCGCCGGAACACGAAUCCACCGUAGAUGAUUGUACGAUUGGGGAAUAGGUGAGAUCAAAAGGGUUGGAUUUCCUCGCCGGAUGGAGGGAGGUAGCGUCUCUAGACUUACUUGUUCUGGGAUUCACCCAUGGAUUAUGAUGACAAUGAUUUUCAAAACCAGAAUCUCCAUUUAGCUGGUGAAGGGAGUGCCAAAUUUCCUCCAGUAUUAAGGCCAUAUGCUCUCCCGAAGUUUGAUUUUGAUGAAAGCCUUCAAGCAAAUUUAAGAUUUGAUAGUUUAGUAGAAACUGAAGUUUUUCUUGGCAUUGAAAGUAACGAAGAUAACCAGUGGAUUGACGCAUUCUCCCGAGGGGGUAGUGGCAUAGAGUUCAGUUCAACUGCAGCCGAGUCUUGCUCUAUAUCAAGGCAUGGCAAUGUUUGGUCUGAGGCAACUUCCUCAGAAUCUGUUGAAAUGCUUUUAAAAUCUGUUGGGCAGGAGGACUAUAUUCCUAGACAAACAGUUAUUCAGGAAUCAGAUGCCUGUGAUGAACUGGCCUGCUUAGCUAAGCAAAUGGACACCAAUCCAAAAUUUGAUGAUAAAAAUGAAUUUAGAAGUAGUGUUUCAGAUUUACAUCCACCUGGUGGUAUCCAUACUGGUUUUUCUGGAUUGAAAGAGGAUGUAGGAAUGGAGAAGCCUCAUGGUGGAGUCUCCCAAGGUCAUGAAGGGGAAUCAUCCAUUGAUGGAACUUCAAGUAACCCCAAACUAAGUGAUAUCUGCAGAAAUAUUGACUUGCCUGUGUCUGAGGGGAGUCUGACUCUUGAUACCAAUGACAAAAAUAACAAUACAAACCAAAGAGAAGUUGAGACUGUUGAUGAUGACUCACAUCAUGGCAAAACUCAAGAUGAUUCAUCUGCAGUGCAAACUAAUAUUGCUGAAUCAUCUAUAAAAAAUAUGGGUGAUGACAAGAGAGAUCCUUUACAAGCACAAACUUAUAAUCAAGAUUUGGAAUCUUCUCUGAUGGAUAAAGAAGCUGUUGUGGACACACAAACUCUGGAUCGAGACAUGGUUGGGAGUGAUGCACAUCAUCUGGAUAAACCCCUUUGUUCAAUCCCCACAGAAGAAAAUUUGGAAGGGGGUGUAGUUGAAGGUCUUGAGACUGGGUUAAGUAGUUUAGAGGGUUCCUUAACAAUGGAAUCUGUUGCUGCUUCUGGCUCGCCGAAAGUUGAAAAAACCAGUGAAGAUAUGUGUUUCAGUGCUCUGUCUCAGAACAAUGUAAGUGAAGAUGUAAUGUUGCUUAACGAUGUGGAAAUGGAUGACCAGUCUGCACCAAAUACAUGUGUAUUGCCAAAAUCUUCAAGUAAAGAUGAUUCUAUCUCGGAGGGGCAAGCAGUUGAGGUUAGUAAUUUAAAUUGUGAAAAUUGUCCAAAUAUGCACCAGAAUGUGGAUGUCAUAGAGAAGACGACACAUGGCGGCAGCAGUGUUACUAAGGAAGAUGAGCUAUUGAACACUGGUGAUCAUGUGGAUACAGUGAUUUUGUCAAGCAAGUCAGAGACAUCUAUGCCUACUGCAGAAGAAAGUAACAUUUCCACUAUUAAUGAAGGAAAUAGUGACAAUAUGGUAGGAAGUUUUUCAAGUAGCAGUGCGACGGCCUUUUCAACAAAAUCUUCCAUUUUGGGUGAGUCUACUCAAAUAUGUGUAAACAAUGAACCUGACAGACAGAAUGACCAUGAAAAAUGUGAUCUAGAUGUCUCUGUCAAUGAUCAGGAUGAACUAAUGAACACUGGUGAUCAUGUGGAUACAGUUAUAUUGUCGAACAAGUCAGAGGCAUCUAUAUUUACUUCUGAGGAAAAUAACAUUUCCUCCAUCCGUGAAGGAAACAGUGGCAAAAAGGUAGAAGGUUUUCCUAGUGGCAGUGUGAAGGAUUUUUCAACAAAAUCUUCCAUUUUGGGCAAGUCUACUCAAAUAUGUGCAAACAAUGAAUCUGACAGACAGAAUGACCAGGAAAAAUGCGAUCAAGUUGUCUCUGUCAAUGAUCAGGAGCAUGAAAAGGUUCCUUCUGAUUCUAGCCAGAAGCAUUGUGAUGUCGAUAAGGGUGUUGUUUCAUCAUCUAUUAGUGAAGGUAGCAUGGAAAUCAAGUUGACAACUUCCACAGUAUCAAUCCAUGUCACACCUAUCAAUAAUUCUGUUUCACAAGUUGUUUCGGAAAAUAAUAGUUUGACAUCACAUGAGAUAAUAGACAUUCCACCUUCUAGCAAAGUUGUUUCCACUCAUGAAGUUACUAGUCACAAUGAAUUUCAAGGGAUAACUCCUGUUGGAAAUUCUUCUGCCGAGGAAAAGGGAGAAUCUACAGCAAAAGCUGAGGAAGCAGGCACAUCUACCCUCGUUGGAUGUUCUGAGCAGGAAACUGCUUCUUGUCCUGUCCCAGGAACUGAAAAACAUCAUUCUUCUGAUACUUCUAGGCAAUUGUUACAUGACAGCGAUUGCCUGCAUAAUGUAGGGACUAGUGCUGUAAAGAUUGGUGAACCUCAAGGAACAGCAAAUGAUAAAGUUAUUCAGGAAUCUGCAAAAGAGACUGGUAUGCCUCAAGUUCUAUGUGCAUCAUCCAAGAAACAGAGUGACGUUGUCACAGUUUCUUUAGUUAAGGAUGACAAGAAGACUGUGCAGGAGAAUCCUAACGAGUCUUCCUCAGAAAAAAUAGGAGGUGGAAGCCAUUCCCUAACUGAAAAGGAAAAUAAUCAAGUUGAGGCUUCACCUACUCAGAACCCCCAAGUUUCUGAAGAUCUAAAGGAGAAUAAUACAUCUAAAGAUGAAAGAAGGUCAACUCCUGAGGUAAAUUCAGUGAAUGAUUUGUCCAAAAAGGGUGCUACAGCUGAUGUUGGCAAGAUGCAACCAAUUCCUGUUACUGAAACCGUCAAAACAUCAUUGGCUGUGGAGGAGGGAUCUCCUUCAACUUCUGGGCGAGGUCCCUCAAAAAUCAAAUCUGUUGGAGAUGUAGCACAUGGUGCUUCUAAAGCUACACCUGAGCGCAAAACUAGACGAGCAUCUAAUAGGAGUGCUGGAAAGGAAUCUUCUAGAAGAGGAAGUCAUGCAAAGGACACUACACUGGCUAGACAGACUGAUAGAGGUGAUAAAUCAACCAAAGUUUCCCUGAGCCCAUCUCCUGGUUUUCAGAUGAUGCAGUCAAACGAGGUGCAGCAGUUUGGGCAUAUUGACUCAAAUAGUACAAAGUCAUUUGCUGUUGUAAAUACUUCAACAUCUAGCCUUCCAGAUUUGAACACUUCUGCUUCUCCACCUAUUUUGUUUCAUCAGCCUUUCACAGAUCAGCAGCAAGUACAAUUACGUGCACAGAUCUUCGUAUAUGGAGCUUUGAUUCAAGGCACAGUACCGGAUGAGGCUUAUAUGAUAUCAGCUUUUGGAGGAUCAGAUGGUGGAAGGAGCCUUUGGGAGAAUGCUUGGCGUACCUGCAUGGAAAGGCAACAUGGUCAAAAAUCUCAUCCUGCUAACCCAGAAACACCUCUGCAAUCAAGAUCUGUUGCUAGAACCUCUGAUUUGCCACAUAAGCAAAGUGCUGCUCAAGGAAAAGGUAUCUCUUCGCCACUUGGUCGAACCAGCAGCAAGGCUACUCCACCAAUUGUAAACCCCUUAAUACCUCUUUCAUCUCCACUUUGGAGUCUAUCAACUCUAGGUCUAGGUAGUGAUUCCCUGCAAUCUAGUGCCAUUGCAAGAGGUUCUGUCGUGGAUUAUCCACAGGCAAUUACUCCAUUACAUCCUUAUCAAACUACUCCUGUGAGGAAUUUUCUUGGACAUAACACACCUUGGAUGUCCCAAACCCCCCUUCGAGGGCCAUGGAUUGCUUCUCCAACUCCUGUAACUGACAAUAGCCCCCAGAUUUCUGCAUCACCUGCCUCAGAUACAAUUAAGCUAGGAUCAGUCAAAGGAUCUCUGCCUCCUUCCUCUGGCAUAAAGAAUGUUACUUCUGGUGUCUCUACUUCCAGUACAGGUUUGCAAAGUAUCUUUACAGGAACUGCCUCUCUGCUUGAUGCAAACAACGUGACAGUAUCACCUGCUCAACACAAUUCAGAUCCAAAGCCCAAAAAAAGAAAAAAAGUUGUGGUCUCUGAGGAUCUAGGCCAGAGGGCUUUGCAAUCACUGGCUCCUGGUGUUGGUAGCCAUACAUCUACUCCUGUUGCAGUUGUGGCCCCUGUUGGGAAUGUGCCAAUAACUACUAUUGAAAAAUCAGUUUUGUCUGUAUCUCCUCUUGCUGAUCAAUCCAAAAAUGAUCGGAAUGUUGAGAAGAGGAUUAUGUCAGAUGAGUCUCUUAUGAAAGUUAAAGAGGCUAGGGUACAUGCAGAGGAAGCUUCUGCUCUCUCUGCUGCUGCAGUGAAUCAUAGCCUAGAGUUAUGGAAUCAGUUGGAUAAACAUAAAAAUUCUGGGUUGAUGCCUGAUAUUGAGGCUAAACUAGCUUCUGCAGCAGUUGCAGUUGCAGCUGCUGCAACCAUUGCAAAGGCAGCAGCUGCAGCUGCCAAUGUUGCCUCAAAUGCUGCUCUUCAAGCAAAACUAAUGGCUGAUGAAGCAUUGCUUUCAUCUGGUUAUGAUAAUUCCAGCCAAAGUAAUCAAAUUUCUCUUUCUGAGGGGACCAAUAACUUGGGAAAAGCUACCCCUGCUUCCAUCUUGAAAGGUGCUAAUGGAAUCAAUAGUCCUGGUUCUAUCAUUGUUGCUGCCAAGGAAGCUGUUAAAAGGAGAGUGGAAGCUGCUUCAGCUGCCACCAAAAGAGCUGAAAAUAUGGAUGCCAUUGUGAGGGCUGCUGAGCUGGCAGCAGAAGCUGUAUCUCAAGCAGGAAAAAUUGUAACUAUGGGUGAUCCUUUGCCUAUAAGUCAGUUGGUAGAAGCUGGCCCAGAGGGAUGUUUGAAAGCAACCCGAGAGUCUUCUCAGCAAGUUGGAUUAUUCAAAGACAUUAACAGAGAUAUGGUGAACAAUAAUGUGAGAGAUAUUCCUGAAACUUCUUAUACACAUAACAGAGACAUUUUAUCUGGUGGCAUUUCUGCUCCUAUUAAGAUCAAUGAAAAGAAUUCAAGAGGAGCAAAGGGACACAAGGUUGUUUCUGAUUUAGUCAAGCCUAUUGACGUGGUUCCUGGAUCUGAGCCUGAAAUUCAGGCUCCUCCUUUUACUGUUAGUAAUGGAUCUGAAAAUCUGGUGGAAAGUAGCAUCAAGGAGGGCUUACUCGUAGAGGUUUUCAAAGAUGAGGAAGGGUUCAAAGCUGCCUGGUUCUCAGCCAAUAUUUUGACUUUGAAGGAUAAUAAAGCUUAUGUAGGCUACACUUCACUUGUAGCUGCUGAAGGUGCAGGGCCAUUAAAAGAAUGGGUUUCACUUGAAUGUGAUGGAGACAAACCCCCUAGAAUACGUGCUGCUCGUCCUCUUAAUACUUUACAAUAUGAAGGAACAAGAAAGAGACGUAGAGCUGCUAUGGGAGAUUAUGCAUGGUCUGUUGGGGAUAGAGUUGAUGCAUGGAUACAAGAAAGCUGGCAGGAAGGAGUCAUAACAGAGAAGAAUAAAAAAGAUGAAACAACAUUUACUGUUCACUUUCCUGCUAGUGGAGAAACGUUGGUUGUUAGAGCUUGGCAUCUCCGUCCAUCCCUUAUCUGGAAGGAUGGAAAAUGGAUUGAAUCUUACAAAGUGGGGACAAAUGACAGUUCUACCCAUGAGGGUGAUACACCAAAUGAAAAACGACCUAAAUUGGGUAGUCAUGUGGUAGAUGUAAAAGGGAAAGACAAGAUGUCAAAAGGCAUUGGUGCUGUGGAGUCGGCAAAACCUGAUGAGAUGACAUUACUUAAUUUGGCUGAAAACGAUAAAGUGUUUAACAUUGGUAAGAGCAGCAAGAAUGGAAAUAAAUUUGAUGCACACAGAAUGGUGAGGACUGGACUUCAAAAAGAAGGAUCAAAAGUAAUUUUUGGUGUUCCUAAACCUGGGAAGAAAAGGAAAUUUAUGGAAGUAAGCAAGCAUUACGUGGCCCAUGAAAACAGUAAGAUCGGUGAUAGAAAUGAUUCAGUUAAACUUACAAAUUUCUUGAUGCCUCCAAGUUCCGGACCCAGAGGAUGGAAAAAUAGUUCCAAAAAUGAUGCCAAAGAGAAACAUGGAGCCGACUCCAAGCCCAAGACAAGCCAUACAGAAAGGAUUAAGGAUUCUUCAAAUCUCUUCAAGAAUGCUGCUUCCAAGAGUGAAAGUAAGGUGGAGAGAGCACCCCACUCUGCAAGUGAUGGAGCAACAGGACCAUUUUUGUUUUCAUCGCUGGCAACUUCGGUGGAUGCUCAUCCCACUAAAAGGGCAUCCUCAUCAAGAGCAAGUAAAGGGAAACUUGCGCCUGCACGUGUUAAAUCAGGUAAAGUUGAGAUGGAAAAGGCUUUAAACGACAAUCCCAUGAAAUCAGCAUCCGACAUGGUUGAGCCCCGGAGAUCCAAUCGCAGGAUCCAGCCAACAUCAAGACUAUUAGAAGGAUUGCAGAGCUCUUUGAUCAUCUCAAAGAUUCCUUCGGUUUCACAUAAUCGUAAUACCAAGAGUUAAAUGGAAGGGAGCUUGCAAUGAUUAUGAUGCGGACACUUAAAAGACCGGCCUGUUAUUUAGAUGACCGACAUACCUAGCAUAGAUGUGUAUAUUUAUAAUAGAGAACCAACCUAGGAAUGGAAAUUCUUGCUUCCUAUGUUUCAGUAGACGGUCGGUCAUAUUUGAUUUUAGUAUUUAUUUAAAUUUGAAUGUGAUUUGAUCCAUAGGCUGUGCUGUAUAUGGAUAUUCUCCAUGUUACCUUGUUUGUAGAGGUUUGUUCAUCAAAUGAUAACAUAACGCGAUGCUCUACUCUACUCUACAUGCCAAUCGCUGCAUUCACUA
Molecule: messenger RNA, 7042 nt
Organism: Glycine soja
Lineage: Eukaryota; Viridiplantae; Streptophyta; Magnoliopsida; Fabales; Fabaceae
Product: mucin-17-like
Exons: 17
Coding region: 314-6721 (2135 amino acids)
Source: RefSeq, a predicted model, not a curated record